Molecule: messenger RNA, 1056 nt
Organism: Paramacrobiotus metropolitanus
Lineage: Eukaryota; Metazoa; Tardigrada; Eutardigrada; Parachela; Macrobiotidae
Exons: 2
Coding region: 128-946 (272 amino acids)
Source: RefSeq, a predicted model, not a curated record
CGCAUCCGGCUAAUAAUAAGGUAUAUUAUCGCUAGGAAAAUGUAUGUUGCCGGUCAAUCGUUGCGUUUGAAUUUAUGUGCGGGCAGUUUUUGAAUUCUGGAGGAUUUAGUUUAUAAAACCGGUGAAAAUGAGUGUCAUAAUCGGGACUGUGAUUCUUGUCCUGGCAGUUGUAUCUCUAUCCCACGGAUCUCCAUAUACUUUAGGCGAUCUCGCAGAGUAUGAUUACGGAAACUUCGGGCCGCUUCUUCAGUUUUCUCCAUACGGCGGUUAUGGUCCGGGCAUGGGGUAUGGUGGUGGACCUGGUUAUACCGACUACGGCUACUACGGCUACGGGAGCGUAUACCCGGAAUUCGGGAGCGGAUAUUACGGUGGUGGACACGGGUAUCCCGGCGGUUACGGAGGCGGUGGCUAUUACGGUGGGGGCUUGGCUCCAGGUUACGGAAACGGAUACUAUGGCAUGGGCGGUUAUGGUGGCUAUGGAGGCUACGGCGAUGGCGGUUUCUAUGGUAACGGCCUGGGUUACGGCGGUAACGGCAUCGGUUACGGUGGUAGCGGUAUUGGAUACGGUGGUGGAUAUUAUCCGAGCGGUGGGUAUGGGUACGGUGGAGGUCCGGGUUAUAUUCGGCAGCCGGUCGGGGCGUUAGGCGGUCCGGUAGCGGGCGGUUUUGGUGGACCGGUUACUUCGGGUUUCGGUGUGCCGGUAACCACUGGAUUGGCGGGACCGGUUGCCAGUCCCGUGUCGCCGGGAUUCGGUUCAUCGGGAUUCGGAAGUUCCGCGAACGCCCUGGGAGGUGGAACGAUUGCGAACGGGAAUAUCGGGUCGUCCAAUACGGUGUUGACACAGGGCGGAUUAUUUGAUAGUUUAUUAGGAUUCGCUAAUAGUCAGACGCAUGCGACGGGAAGCGGUGGGAAUAUCUUUUCCGUUGCCACAUCCAAAGGCAAAUGAAUUUAACCACAAAUCGUGUUAGAUGUUUACUUUCAUUUUUAUAUAUUUUUGUGCUGCUGGAUCAACCAAAUACGAACGCAGAUAGUGGUGAAUAAAAAACACUACGUCAA